AUAGACAACCAGAUUUUCAUAAUCCCAUUUCAAUCAACCAAACCGUUCCACGAUGCCACAAUCAAAGUCUUACUUCUCCUUUGAUUGGUGAUUCUAAAGGUUCUGUAACCCAACAAAGAUCAAUUCUGAAAACCCGCAACACAGAAAACUACAAAAAGGACAUAAAAUUUCAUUGAGGUAAUGCAAGGUUGGUUAUAACUAAAGAUGCUCUUGUAUCAAAGUGUGCCAAAAAACAGGAAGUUUAUUAGAAUUAUAUAUUUAUUAUUCUGAAGGCGUUCUUAUCUGAGAAAGAACUACUGGACUUUUCGGAUCGACGGCUGAGAAGCAAUAAUACAAGUUGCAAGACCAUCCAACUAAUCACAUCUGCAGGUUUCGGAAAAGAAUCUCAUCCAUAGGUUUUAAAAAAUCAACGGUUCAAAUUCACCUCAAACAUAUAUGUUUCCAGAUCUAGGAUUGUUUUGAGUUUAUAUGGCAACUUUUGCAGCCUCGUCGAAGAACAGACCAGAGCCGUUCUGAAAAAUUUCUCGGAAAAUCUCAUCACAGAUGUCAUCACCUAAGUCAAAUACACCGGCAGGAAGACCGUCAUUGCUAUGGAUGUUAUCUAUCCAAUGAAAAGAAAUGGCACAUUACUGAGUAGAAGAUGGGUUUUAUUUCUAAUCUUCCCAUUGGCAUCGAAACCAGCUAAAUAAGUACUCGAUAUGCCACUUUUUCAACUCUGGCGAAUUUAUAUCGUCUGCAGAUUUAAGGUUUUAUGAGUUUUAUUCGGGGUUAUCAACAUUGCUGCAGACAAUGCUCUGAAGAGGGCUGAAGGUUAGUACUACGCCCAUUCUUGGUUAAUGUUUUUACCUGCUCAGAAUUCAACAAAGAAGAACAAGUGAAACAAUGAACGUCAAAGGGACACUAGAAGUUUGGAAAAUGGGAAUAGUUAAAUACUCAAAUUCACUAAAACUCCAAGAAGAACUUGUUAAUAAGAGGCGGAUGGGAAUCAUUCCGAAUACACUCUUAUCUUUACAACACCCUCCCACAUACACACUUGGAAAGCGGAGAACAGAUCAUAAUUUGCUUGUUACUCAAACUGAUCUUAAAAACAUUGGAGCUGAAAUAUAUUACACCCAAAGAGGUGGAGAUGUAACUUUUCAUGGACCUCAACAAGCCAUUUUGUACCCAAUCAUCUCUCUCAGAGAAUUUGGACUUGGUGCCAGAAGAUAUGUUGAAAAUUUAGAAAAUACCAUGAUCAAAUUGGCAUUGUUAUAUGGGAUUGAAGCUCGGCAUGGCAUGAAAGGAGAAACAGGAGUUUGGGUCUCAAAUAGAAAGAUAGGUGCAAUUGGUGUAAGAAUAUCUUCAGGAAUUACUUCUCAUGGCUUGGCAUUCAAUAUAGACCCAGAUUUGAGUUUCUACUCACAUAUUGUGCCUUGUGGUAUUCCUGACAAAGAAGUAACUUCUCUUAGAAAAGAAUCUCAAAUGCCAUUUCCAGAAGAUAUUGUGAUUACAAAUCAGCUUAUUGAGUGCUUCAUUGAUGUUUUUGGCAUUCAAGAUGUAACAUACAAAGAUGGUAUGUCUGUUUUAGAUCACAUUGAAGAUUCUAAUUGAGCAAUUUUUUUGCUUUUCAUUCA
This is a messenger RNA of Cryptomeria japonica (Japanese cedar), 1613 nucleotides long. Its product is annotated as octanoyltransferase LIP2, mitochondrial. The transcript is spliced from 2 exons. Gene Ontology annotation, biological process: protein lipoylation. Bases 883 to 1590 code for a protein of 235 amino acids. The record is from RefSeq and is a predicted model, not a curated record. Gene Ontology annotation, molecular function: lipoyl(octanoyl) transferase activity. NCBI's taxonomy places the organism in Eukaryota, Viridiplantae, Streptophyta, Pinopsida, Cupressales, Cupressaceae. Gene Ontology annotation, cellular component: mitochondrion.